AUGGCCCCGCGAUCAACACCAAUGCCGGCUCCUGCGUUUCGGCCGCGUAGCAGCUCUGGCACAAAUCUGGUCUCCCGGAAGCCCGAAUACGAUAAGCGCAAGUCGCGCGAUGAUCUCUACCUGAUGACCAUGACUUCCCAGAAACAAAGUUUCAAGCCCUUUCACGUCCCGAUCCGAAGCACCUCCCCCACCCACGACUCUGGUCCUCUCUCCAACAGAAACCCCCCAGCUGGCCCUGGAGUUUCAUCCAACUCAACCUCAAGUCAUCCAGUUCACCCAGGAGGUCAAGAUCCUGUCGCCAUCGGUAUGGCCCUGGGAAGUCCAGCUCACCCUCACGCUGGGCACUCGCUAUCGCCCAUGAAUGCCAGAAGACCAUCACAGCCUGGAUAUAAGCAGUCACCACUAGGACACAGCAAGUCGCCCCUCAGUCACCUCCAGUCGCCUAUGGGAUCUACGAGAUCGUCGCCAACGCCCCGACUCGAAAAUGGCCAGACCCCAGCACUGACAUCGUCCCUCUCAGCGUGGACGCCGGGCUCAACUCCAGCUUCGGCGCAAGCACCAAUAAUCGAAGUUCAGGAACACAUGGACGACCCUUCAAAGGCCAAAGGGAAAAAAUGGGGUAUUUUCCGAUCAAAAUCUAAGAGAGGGAACAACUACCCACAUCCUCUCAACCAUGCCGCCACUGCUCCCGUCGGCACAGGGGCCUUCGAUGCUAUGAAGCCUGGAGCUUCGACACAUAUGGGCCCCAAAGUGUCUCCAGCAAAAAACCCACAGCCCGUCAAGCCGUCACCUGGCCCAGUUGUACAUGAAUUGAGCGGAUCCCCAAUCAAAACCCGGGACGCCAAUAGUUUUUCACCUGCUAGGAUUGGAAGUGAGGCAAAGAUAUCACCGGGCAAAGUUGCGGAUGAGAAGAGGACAUCCCCCGUCAAGACAAGGUCAGACAAGACCCCGGUUCCGGCACCCUCGCAACGAAAACAUCCCCUAGCCUCCAGGUUCCAAGGAUUCACCCCGGAAAUGGAGUCGAAGCCGACCUUUGGGACUUCACCCAGGAAUUCUGGCGGGUCCCCAGCUCCAGAUGUGAACAAGCCGCUUCCUCAACCCAUCAAAGACGUGGCACGGGGCGUGAUCACUCCCCCUGCAUCAACGGCAUCCUCGAAUUCCAGCACCCCUAAGAAAGAAACGACCUCACCAGUCAUGGAGAGGCCACACGCGGCGGAGGCUAAGAGGCCCGACGAAGACGAUGUCCACGACGAGCGUGCCCUCAGAGAGGCCGUCAAGGCCUCGAUCACACGGCAAAUCAGCCUCUCCCGCGAGCAGCGAGAUAUGCUCAAGCCAUAUCACAGCCAAGGCUACAAGAACUCGAGUCCUCCCAAGGCCAAACCCCUCACCAUCCAGGAGAUCGCCACCGGGAAGCACGAACGAGUCGUCGAAACCAAGAAGGCGACACCAGUCAUCAUCACCCCCGGCCCCGAGCCGGAGGAUGCCAGCUAUUUCUACCGAAACAGGAAGAGCGAGCUCGUUAUCCUUGAAGGAGCAUAA
Molecule: messenger RNA, 1539 nt
Organism: Clonostachys byssicola
Lineage: Eukaryota; Fungi; Ascomycota; Sordariomycetes; Hypocreales; Bionectriaceae
Source: the annotation of a GenBank genome assembly